Gallus gallus (chicken) is the source of this 6243-nucleotide messenger RNA. It is a transcript of the gene ESPL1, whose product is annotated as extra spindle pole bodies like 1, separase. Gene Ontology annotation, molecular function: cysteine-type endopeptidase activity. Gene Ontology annotation, cellular component: nucleus; centrosome; mitotic spindle. NCBI's taxonomy places the organism in Eukaryota, Metazoa, Chordata, Aves, Galliformes, Phasianidae. Gene Ontology annotation, biological process: meiotic chromosome separation; proteolysis. The record is from RefSeq and is a predicted model, not a curated record.
AGCUCAGUUGGAGGCGGUGGCGGCGGGGCUGGGCGCUGCCAUGAAUCGCCUCAAAGGCACCGACUUUGUGUCCCGCACCGCCAGCCCGGAGGGCACAGAGGAGCUGCUCAGGGAGCUGUUGCAAUGCCUCUCCAGCAGCACGGUGGUGCCGGGCAGUGUGCAGAGCACGGUGUGCGACCGCGUCCUGCGGGCCUGCGUGCAGCGCCUGGCGGAGCCCGGCUGCGGCCUCACGCACACCGACGCGGUGCUGGCGUUGGCCGAGGCGGCCUGCAGGGGCUUCGUCACCGCCGCCACCGCCCCGCCGAGCCCUCUCUACCUGGAGAAGAUCCUCUACUACCUGCUGAAGAACGCGGCUGCCCGCGGCCAUCGCAGUGCCUGCAGGCGGGCGGCGGAGCUCCUCCACGCUCAGCUCUGCGCCCACCAGCAGAGCCACGCGCCGUCCGCCGACUUCAGUGCUGUUGUCCAUAGCAGCUUCUGCAGCGCUGUGGGGCGCCGCGGGGUCGCUGGGGGACCGCCUGCAGGCCCUGCGCUUCCUGCUGCUGCUGGAGGACGAGGAGGGGGCCUGUGCUGCCCCUGGAGCCGCCCUUCUUCACCUCGCAGACCGCCCGGCAGGCGGUGUUGGCCGCCACUCUCUCCAAAGCCCACCACGCUCCAUCCUCGGCUUGCUUUGGCCGGGAGCAGGGGUAUCCUGACCUCCCUGCGCGAGGGCGCGGCGCGGCCCCCCUCCCUGCCCCAGGCCCUCUGCUUCUUGGAGCUGGCGUUGGAGCAGUGCCGGCAGCUCUGCCAGAGCGGCUGCCACGGGGAGGCGGAGGCGGUGGUGAGGGAUGCGCGAGGAUUCGUGGGGGGCUCCGAGGCGUUCGGCGAGGCCCUGGCCCUGCUGGAGGCCGGCGUGCAGCUGAGCCGGGCGCUGGCCCCGAACGGGGGCUCAGCAGGGCCGGCCCUGGCGCAGGCGGCGGCAGCGCUGGGCGGCGCAGCGAAGGCCUCGGGGCGCUUCCUCAGGGUGCUGGCCGAGGGCUGCCAGUUCAUCACCGCGUCCCUCCACCAGCGUGCCAGGAGCAGCCAGCAGCAGCCGAUGCCUCGGGACAACGUGCUCCAGCUCUGCGCCUUUGUGCGGGGGCACUGCCGUGUCCUCGGCCUGCUGCUGCGCGUGGCGCCUCCUGACGGCGUGAAGCAGCGGCUCGUGCUGAAGCAGCUGCUGUACCACAGCCUCCAGCUCUUCACCAGCGUGGCCUGUGACACCUUCCGCUCCUCCCAGGUGGCCGGGUGGUCAGGGCAGGAACGGCUGACAUUGGGCUGCCAGGACACCGUGAUGCAGAUGCUGGAGGCUCUGGAGGGACUUCCCCAGAGGGAGCAAGCCAAGUACCUCGACAUUACCGCAUCGUGCACGUUUAAGCUGGCAUACGUCUUCUACAGCCAGAACCUUCACAAGGAAGCCAGCUCCGUCUCCGAGCUCUUCUGCCAGAGGCUGAAGCAAAUAGAUGCCUUCAGAUUUCCAGAGAUACCUCCCGAAAAGCUGCACAGGUGCUUCAGGCUGCAGGUGGAAAGCUACCAAAAGCUGGGCCUGCUGGAGAGUGCGCUGGCGUCCUGCGUGCAGUGGCUGACGUCGCUGCGGGGCCGCGUUGGGGAGCUGCUGGCGGAGCCCAUCGGCCUCUGGGCCCGAGUGAAAAUGGACAGCGUGAAGCAGGGAGCGGAGGACUUACGGCUGAGAACCCUGAAGGAAGAACUGUCUGCUCACCACCUGGACGCGGACACCUUGGUGGCUGUGCUCUUUGCCGAGCUGAAGGCUUACAAGAGCAUCCGUGCCGACACGGGGCAGGAACGCUACAACGUGCUCUGCGACCUGCUGGAGAUCUGCUCCGAGGACAGCGGCCGCCUGCAUGAGCGCGCUGCCUGCUUGGUGGAGCUGGCCCAGGUCCUUUGCUACCACAACUAUGCCCAGCAAACCGACUGCUCCGCGUUGGAUUCUGUCCACGAAGCACUGCGGCUGUUGGAUUCGGUGCCCCGGAGUGCUGAGAACCGGGAGCAGCUCCUCGAUGACCGGGCGCAGGCUCUGCUCUGGCUCUACAUCUGCACCCUGGAGUCCAAGCUGGAGGAGGGCAUAGCAAGGGAGCAGAGAGUCAAAGCUCUGGGACAGAAGAGCCUGGAAGACUUUGAGCCCAAUGACCUCAACUAUGAAAGCAGGCUGCAGGAGGAUGCAUUCCUGAACAGCGGCAUCUCCUUCAACCUGCUGACAGAAUUGGCUCAGUCCAAGAGCCUGGACGAUGCCUUAGCCCUAUGGAAGCAGCUGCUGGCAUCUAGGGCAGUCCCAGCUGUGCGCAGUGUGGAGCAGACCACGGCCUCUCUUCGUGUUACAGCAGCUCUCUACAGGCUGAUGGACAAGCCUCUGCAAGCCAUGGAAAGCUACCUGCUGGUGCGAGCCCUGUGCAGCGCACUUGGGGACAAUUUGGGCACGGCCGGAGCUCUCUGCCAGGUCACCAAACUGCUCCUCCAGCUGGAAUGCCCCAGCCUAUGCCAGCUCUUCCUGGAAGAGGCAGAGUCCUGCUUGCAGAGAACAGACGGGGGCAGCGACUCCUACCUGCUGCUGCAGCAGACCUGCCUCGUGCUCCGCAGCCAGCUGUACUGCGCCAGCCACCGCAUUAAAGAUGGCACUGCCCUCUUGCUGGAGGUGCUCAGAAUCCCGGCUCUGCAGAAGACUGCCAAGGUCUGGUACAUGCUCCAAGCACAAGUCCUGCAGCUGACCGCCACCUACCUGAGCCUGCCGCCCAGCCACCUCUCGCAGAAGUUCAGGCAGUACAUCUUCACGCAGGGGUGGAAGACUCCUGAGACAGCUCUGAGCGAAGCCCACAGGUUGUUACGUGGCAUCGUCCUCCUCCUGAUGGGCAGCAACGUGCUGGGCUCCCACAAAUCAGCAGCAGAUAUCCGGUUCAUAGAUUGUGGGGACAACGUACUGCAGAAGUGGCAAGUGCUGGCCGACUUGCUGGGCUGCUCAGAGCACCUGGUGGUCCUCCUCAGCGGGGUGGAGGUGAUGUGCAAAGCCAAAGCCUUCUGCUUGGAGGCCAUCAAGCUGGCUGUGAAACUGCAGGCGGUCCGAUGGUGUGCAUCCUUCCUGGUGCUGAAGGCUCAGCUGGAGCUGCAGCAGAGUGAGCUGGAGCUGAGCCACUGGAACCUGCAGCAGGCUCUGUUCCUCCUGGAGUCCGGCACCGAGUUUGAGGCUGAUGAGAAGCAGCGAGCCCCCCUGAAGAUCUUGCCCAGGAAGGGCAAACCAGAGGGCAGGAAGCAGCGGGAUGAGGGCUCUGAGCUCCCGGGAGAAGAUGAGGGCUUUCUGAAGGGCCCUGCACUGGAGUUUGUGGCCAUGGUGAGCGGCCUGGAGAAAGCAGAUGACCUCAGCUCCUCGCCACAGCUGAAACCCAAGAGGAAGAGGAGGCUCGCCUUCCUCGCCCACCCCGCUGCCUGCCCCUGCUGCCUCUGCUCCGACCUGACCCUGUCGUCCCUCUGCCUCCGCUGGCUGCUCUGCUGUGCGCGGGGUGAGCUGGCGGCCGGCAGUGCAGCCGAAGGGCUGGGGCUGAUCCAGGCCACCCUGCAGCGCUGCGGCACCGUGGGCCCUCGCUUCACCGUCCUGCUGCAGGACAAGCUGGGCAGUGGUCACGAGGCACCUGCACUGCGGCUGUUAGAUGAUUUGGUGGCCACCGGCUAUGCCGCACUGGCCCUUCACAGCCUGGACUGGUCUCUGUCCUGCAAAGCACGUGCACAGGGCUCUGUGGCAUCCCCUGCACGGAAACCCAGAGGGAAGAAGAAGCAGCAAGCCAAGAGCACAGACACCGACGAUGCCUUCGCUUUGGGUGACUCGGACAGCAAGGUGCCUCCCAUUGUGGUCCGGCCGGCAGCAGUGCCCUGCACUCCGUGCCAGAAGCCGUCCUGUCCUCUAGCCAAGACAUACACCCGGGGGGCUGCGAUGUCCCUACGGCCCAGGGCUCCCUUCACCGUGUUCAGCGAGGCCUCGCCACCACUCAGCAAGUCACAGCUCCUGAAAGCACCCAAAGCCUGUGGGAAAACCAGAUCCCGGCUGCCGGUGACAUUCAGUGAUGACAGCGACACCGAGGGUCUCAAAUCAGUGCUGAGCCCCAUUGCUGGCAAAGCACCCAUUGCCGGCUGCAAGACGCCGAAGUCAGAGCAGCACCCGGCCCCGGCGGGGGACGCACAGCUGGGGGCACCGAGAAGAAGGAGCGGGCAGGCACGCAGGGCUCCGAGCUGGAAAGGGGAUGAGGAACGGGAGCUGCUGUGUGCCAUCGAAGAGAAGGAAAAGGUGGAGGAGCAGGUCAACGUCAGCUUGGAGCUACUCCAAGCCUCUGAGGAUGAAGCCCAGGGUGGAAUCCAACGCAGGCUGGAGGGCGCGGACAUGGAGCUCGAGGGGCUGCGGCAGGAGGUUGGUGGAGAGGUCCUGGCACGGCAGAGGCUGGGCAACGCCUCCUUGCUGGACACUGCCUGCGGGCUCCUGAAAUCUGCCUUCAGCUGCAUCAGCCACUGCCCACCGGCACAGCUGUACAGCCAGCUCUGUCAGCUCCUGGCUCUGGCCACGGGUGAUCAGGACCCCAUCACCACUGCCUACCUGCUGGCUGAGUCUGUCUCGGUCACCACGCGCCAUCAGCUGCUCAGUAUCAUCCACAAGAAGCUUCAUAAGGAGAAGAAAGCAGCAGCAGAUGUGGCUGAGCAGCUCCAAGGGCUGACCCUGCAGAUAAGGAUGCUCCUUCACACCAUUCACACCACCUGCCACCUCACUGAGCUCCAGGACCUCUUCAGCUUCAGCCCCACGGGUGUGGAGCCCCAGGAGUGCACCAGCUUCAGUGAGCAGCUGCAGCAGAUCCCAGCUGGGGUGACUGUGUGCGUGCUGACCCUGGUGAGCAUCCAGCCCACCUCCGUGGGGGACACACUGCUGCUGACACGGUUGGAGAGGGGCAGCGCUCCCAUCACUGUCCGCAUCCCAACUGCGCACACCAAGACCCCGCUGAGCUCAGUGCUGAGUGACUUCGACUCCAUCCAGAAGGAGCAGAAGGAUGCCAAUGGCUACACUGAAAAGAGAGCCUGGUGGCUGUGCCGCUUCGAGCUGGACCAGAGGAUGAAGAACCUCAUUGAGACGCUGGAAAUGCAGGUGCUGGGUUGCUGGAAGGCAGCGCUGCUCCCUGCAGCCCAGGAUCCCCUGCUGGCUGAGGAAGCUGCCCGUUUAUGUGCUCAGCUGCAGCAGUGUGGCUGGUGGGGCAAAGAUCCGACCCUACUCAAGGUGCUGCUGAACGCCGCUGCCCUCCUCAGCCCUGCUGAUGUGCAAGCCCUGGCCGUGGGGCUGUGCCCAGCUCAGCCCAGCAGAGCCCGGCUCCUCUUGCAGGAGGCUCUGGACAAGCAGAAAAACAGCACAGCGGGACCGGGCGGUUCCGUCAUCCUGGUGCUGGAUAAGCACCUGCAGAAGCUGCCCUGGGAGAGCAUGGCGUGCCUGAGGGACCUGCCCGUCACCCGGCUCCCAUCCCUGCGCUUCCUCCUCAGCUACACCCUGACACAGAGGCAGACAAACUCCGUGCUGUGCCGCGGCAUUGACCCCAGCAGGACCUUCUAUGUCCUCAACCCUCAGAACAACCUCUCGAGCACUGAGGAGUGUUUCCGCAGCUGGUUUGAGAGUGAACCAGGCUGGAGAGGGGUGACAGGAUCAGUCCCCAGCCAGGAGCAGAUGCAGGCAGCGCUGCUGGAGCACGAUCUCUACAUCUACGCGGGACACGGAGCCGGUGCCCGCCUGCUGGACGGGCAGACCAUCUCCCAGCUGCAGUGCCGUGCUGUCGCUCUGCUCUUCGGCUGCAGCAGCGCCGCCCUCGCCGUGCGUGGCAGCCUGGAGGGUACGGGCAUUGUGCUGAAGUACAUCAUGGCUGGCUGCCCCCUCGUCUUGGGCAACCUGUGGGACGUCACCGACCGCGACAUUGACCGCUAUGCUGAGGCACUGCUGCGUGCCUGGCUGGGGGCUCCUCGGCCCGGAGCCCCCCUUCUCCACUACAUGGCCGAGGCCCGGCGUGCCCCCCGCCUCCAGCACCUCAUCGGGGCCGCCCCCGUGGCCUAUGGGCUCCCUGUGGCCCUGCAGUGACGCAGCGGGGGGGGGGGCUGCACCCCCAUUGCAUACACAGUCACGGGGCUGCGUUUGUCUCGUUGUAAUUUCUUUUAAUUGCUGUGUUUUUAUGGUCAGAGGUAAAUAAAGUCGUUCCUCAUGAA